GGAUCCACCACAACUUCAUCAAGAACACCAAAAAAGGAAAAAGUGAAAGGUAAGAAAAGAAAAAAUUAAAAUUAAAAAUUCCACACCCCCUACCCAACCCAACACAUUCUUCUUUCCACAGCUUUCAUCACUCUCGAGAAACACAAUAUGUUCAUGCCUGUCUGCAAAGCCUCCUUGAUACAUCUCCAUUUGUUUUAAUUUAUUCUUUUCCUUUUGCACUUUUUUACUCCUCCUUAUACAUAUAUAUCAUUAUUAUCUCAGACCUGAGCACAGGUUGUUCCAAUGGGCAAGAACAAUGGAAGCUCUUGGUUAAAUGCAGUGAGAAAAGCCUUCAGAUCUCCUUCCAAAGUCGAUGGAGCAGAAGAAAAUGACGACGAAGCUGAACACAAGAAAAGAGUAAAAAGGAAAUGGAUGUUUCUUACCAAAAAUUACCCUCUCCAGACAACCAUUCAGCACAAUGCAGCCAAAAUUAGGGCAAACGAUCAGAAUUCAAAAUCCAAACAGGCGGCGGCGUUGGCCGACGACACCUCUGCAAUCGCGGCGGCUAUGGCGACCGCGGAGGCCGCUGUCGCCACCGCACGAGCUGCAGUAGACAUCAUCCGCCUCAGCACUGCUACAGCACCUUAUCCUCUCCGACACCGCCAUGAUCAGGCUGCUCUUGUUAUUCAGACACUCUUCAGAGGAUAUCUGGCAAGGAGAGCUCUGAUGGCGCUUAAAGGCAUAGUGAAGCUGCAGGCCUUAAUUCGGGCACACAUUGUCCGAAAGCGAGCCAAGACAGCUCUACAACGCAUCGAAUCUCUAGUUCGAGUCCAAACUCAUUUCUGCGACCAGCGCCGCCGGCGAUCCUGCGAAGAAACUACCCUUCCACGCAAUAACAAGAACAUGAAAUCCAUUGUAGGCAUUCAUUCAUCAACAAUCACCAAUUUUUCUGGUCCAAAUUCUAACAAAUUUUUCGACCUCUUGUUAUCGCAGCAACCUAGAAUUUCAACCAUCUCCGGCGACCACGGCCGGCGAGCAGUCGAGGAAAUCCAGAUUCUAAUACAGAGAGCAAAAGAAUUCUCAUUUAAACAGACGAAGACAACUCUAGGACAAGUCUUGUUUGACGAUGAUCAAGACCAAGUUUCGGACAACAAUUACGAGCGGCGCGGCGGCAAGAACACGAGAAAAUCGAAGACCUUAUGCAACCUACAAGUUCAAUCUCCAAGAACUCCAACCUCCAUCAAUGUCCAUUCCUGCAGCCAAACAGAGGAAAUGAGCCACCAAUCCUCCGAAACUCCGACGUCGUGCUCGUCAAUUUACCGCCGCAGAAUAAGCGUCGGAGAAUCCUCGUGCCCCUUGCCGCGGCCUAAUUACAUGGCAGCAACUGCUUCAGCCAUGGCAAGAGUCAGACCACACAGCACGCCGAGGAACAGGCAGUCGAGCCCGAGCAGAGAGCAAUCGGGGCAUUCGUCGAAGAAACGACUCUCAUUCCCGUCCGCCGACGACCAAAUUAUCAACACUAUUCAUCCCAAACAGCCUUGUUAUUUAACAGAAUGAGGUUUGUUGAUCCAUAGUUUUAGCUACACUUAACAAUCCUUUCAAUGAAGUUCUUAAAUCCCUUUCGCAUCAAUGGUGUGUUUACAAUCAACUUUUGCUUUCUAAUCUUGAAGUUGGCUUCUCAUCUUUUCACUUUUUUAUAAGAGAUAGUGAUUACAAGAAAAUAAAAGUAAAGUGCAAAAAAGCAAUUUAAUUUGUGAAGUUUGAUGCAUCCUAAAAUUUAAAAGGUAACAGAAUAAAUAAUGAGAGCUAAGACUAAGAAUGUGUAUAUUUUAAAUUUUAUAUGUGUAUAUAAGAAUGGGUAUGGGGCUCCAUGAAUAAUGAAUUUUUUUUCAUUGAAAUUAAUUGAUGCAUCAAAAGAUGUGACACAUGAAUUAUGUAUGAUGAAUGUAAGAAUAUCUUAGCUUGCUCCAUUAUUCAUUCACUACACUACUCUCAUGCUAGAAAGCUUUCUGAACUGCCAAUCUGCCAUGCCAUCUUUUUGGACUAGAAUUAAAAUCAUAGAUACUAUUAGAGAUAUUUAUUUAUUUAUUUCAGUACUAUAUUAUUAUCAAAACAAAAUUGUUUUACAGAUUAGAGUCUAAGUAGUAACAAGGUUUUGAUAGCCCCUCAUA
Andrographis paniculata is the source of this 2150-nucleotide messenger RNA. Its product is annotated as protein IQ-DOMAIN 18-like. Bases 283 to 1536 code for a protein of 417 amino acids. The transcript has 3 exons. Gene Ontology annotation, molecular function: protein binding. The record is from RefSeq and is a predicted model, not a curated record. NCBI's taxonomy places the organism in Eukaryota, Viridiplantae, Streptophyta, Magnoliopsida, Lamiales, Acanthaceae.